AAAGACCUCAUGACACGUGGAAAAUAAAGUAAUAUACAUACACACAUUGAAAGUACACAUACAAAAUAGUCACUUGAAGUUGGUUUUAAUCAUUAUGAUAGAGAAAUUGAGUUUGUACGGCCUUUUAAAAGUGCGAUUUUUGCGAUCUGCUACCGACCUUCCUAUUAGUCAGUCACAUGACCUAUGACGUACACUCCGGAACGGCUCCUUGGUCAAGACACUAUCCCACCUGUCACUCACGACUAUCCUGACACCUGUCAACAACAUGGAUUCUGACAACUCCGAUUCAUCCUCGGAUCCUGACACAUUUUUCGAAGUGGCAGAGUCCGACCCAAUGCUGGAGGACAAUGUGAGGGGCGUUAUGCCCUAUAGAUACGAGCCAUACUUGGAUGAGUUGGAGCCACAGGGUUCUACGGAAAGUUCGGAUGGCGAGGCAGAAGGCGCUGUUGGUGGUGCUGCUGUGGCAGACGGUCGGAUGCCUAUGGAUUUUGGCAGACUACAGCACGUGGAAUGGUGUUCUUGUGGGAGAUGUGAGCCAAUGCCACUGGUAGUGGAGUCGGUGUGCUGCCGCGAACAGUCAAGAGUGUGCGAGAGGAGAGAGGAGGAGGGAGCAGACACCCGCUGCAUCACAGAACAUUCUGGCUUUGAGCCAGUUUGUCUGAAUCUGCAUGUUCUGCGCACCGCACAUUUCCACUAUCGGCAAGAAUACGGGGAUGUAGAGGGAAACGAGUGGAAGAGGUACACUGGAUACAGACAGUUUGUGCGAUGGUGCUACGAGUACCUGGGAAGACAUGUCAGGGUCCCCAUACCUUCCUGUGUGGUGUGGUGUAUCCGGAGAACUUUUCCCUCCAUUGAUUACAGGGGGUUCCAGGACACCAACAGCCCGUGAUGAUACAUGUAUGCUGUUAACUUGUUAAUUUUGUUUUUUUAGUUUAAAUACAUGAGUUUGUAAAUACAUGAAAAUGAAUGUCAAUACAUGAUACCUCUGGCUUCACAUGAAUGUGUCUUCAUUUUUACAACUUACAACAGCUUACAACAAAUAGGCCUAGCAAAUCAAUUUACACCUUCACCAUGGAAGGGUAGCUGAUAUUUUUGAUCAUACGGUGUCUAAGAUGUGCUGUACUUCAGGGACAAUGCAAUACAAGCCCACAUGGAUAAGGGGGAAAACUGUAGCAACACAGACAUACUACACACCCUGUAAUGACACUUUUCAGAACACCAAGGUGAGGAUGGAGCAGGAGGUUCCCAACACAGUAAAUCAAAGCACUCACGGCAAAGAUGAAAUUAAGUUUGUGUUUAUUCCAUUCAGUCCGGUUCUCAUGUGUACAUUUAGGUGUUAUUUGUAAUGCUAAAGCGGGUCAUAUGUGCAUUGACUGCUGCCCUCUUAUCCGGCUUUUCGAAUGAUGCAUUGAGUGGCUCUGUAACAGGGGACGGGUCUGGGAUGUCAAAGUCAUCACCGUUGUAGUCCUCACCUCGACACAUGGCCUCCACCAUCCGCAUCAGCUCUUCAGCAUAGCC
Molecule: messenger RNA, 1518 nt
Organism: Eleginops maclovinus (Patagonian blennie)
Lineage: Eukaryota; Metazoa; Chordata; Actinopteri; Perciformes; Eleginopidae
Exons: 3
Coding region: 266-889 (207 amino acids)
Source: RefSeq, a predicted model, not a curated record